Trematomus bernacchii (emerald rockcod) is the source of this 1889-nucleotide messenger RNA. RefSeq names its product chloride intracellular channel 3 (gene clic3). The coding region runs from base 183 to 902 and encodes 239 amino acids. The transcript has 7 exons. The record is from RefSeq and is a predicted model, not a curated record. NCBI's taxonomy places the organism in Eukaryota, Metazoa, Chordata, Actinopteri, Perciformes, Nototheniidae.
CAGGUGUGGUGAGAGACGGACAAAAAACAGAUACAGCCGCACACACGGCUGUAAGAGACGGAGAGGAAAUAAUACUGGAAUAUAAAACUCUACAGGUGGAGAUAAAGCAUCCAGUGCUGACCGGACUGAGGCAAACCAUUUUGUGCAUCCACUGGAGGACAUACACAGAGAGAGGAAGAAAGAUGGCCGAGUCCCCGAAGAUUGAACUCUUCGUUAAGGCCAGUGUUGAUGCUGAGAGUGUGGGGAACUGUCCUUUCUCCCAGAGACUCUUCAUGAUUCUUUGGUUGAAAGGGGCCAACUUUACCCUUACCACUGUGGACAUGAAGAGGGCCCCUGCUGUGCUGAAGGCUCUGGCUCCGGGCUCUCAGCCCCCCUUCCUCAUCUUCAACGAUGAAGUCAAAACGGACACUAACAAGAUUGAGGAGUUCCUGGAGGAAAACCUAGCCCCACCUGAGUAUCCAAAAUUGUGCUGUCGAUACAAAGAGUCCAACGGUGCUGGAGAUGACAUCUUCCGAAAAUUCUCAGGCUACAUUAAGAAUCCCAAUUCUGGAAUAAAUACCAUGCUGGAGACUAAAUUCCUGUCCACCCUGGUGAAGCUGAACAUGUACCUGGAGACGCCCCUCCCUCACGAGCUGGACCAGAACCCCAACGCCACCCAGUCGACACGCCUCUACCUGGACGGGGAAUCUCUCACCUUGGCAGACUGCAACCUGCUUCCCAAACUCAACAUUGUCAAGGUGGUGUGUAAGCAGUACCGCGACUUUGACAUCCCUAAAGAACUGAAAGGUCUGACACGUUACCUGGAUAAUGCCUACAAACAAGAUCAGUUUCGUUACACCUGCCCGAAUGCUUCAGAGAUCCUUAUUGCCUACCACUCUGUGGCAAAGUACCUGAACAAAUAAAUCACAGGAACAGAUGAAGCAGUGUAAGUCAUAAAAUAAUAAAAUGAGAAAUACAGAGAACAACAGGUGACUAAAUGCAUGGAAACUGAACAUGAUUUAUGUUUUAUUUGUCUGAAAAUAAGAUUUUUGAUAAUGAAAUGGGUCUGCAUUGGCAUAUAGCUUUCUAGAAAACGGUUGUUUUUAUCAAUUAGGUUUGCCAACUGCUACUUCAAAGUUGCUUAAAAUCUGUAUUUGUAUAUACUAUAUGUUAUGUUGCAUGCUGUGGUUAUAUUGUUGUGUAUUUCUUAUUCAGCCCCAGCAAGAGAAGUAAGAAAGCACUGUAAAUCCAAGGAAAUAUGUAUAUUGUUUGUCAUUUUGCAUGCAUGUAUUGUUUCUGUAUUGUUUCAUUACCACAAUGUUGAUUUAAAUGAAUGAAUUACAUUCUAACGUGAAAUCAGAUGUAACUUUAAAGCAAUUAUUUUAUGUUCAGGAAUAGUACAUGUGCAAACAUGGAAUACACAUUUUGUCUGUAGAUAUGGCAGACAGUAAGCUAUGGUUUGCUUUUAAAUUGUCUUUUAAUGGUACGUUUUUCAACUCACACAGACAUUCUUUUCUCUCAAUAAAUUAUUUGUUACCAUCGCUAAUGAAUUUUUGUGUUUGAAAAUGACUGUGUAUGUCUUAGUAGUGACUCUGUUAUGUUGAACUUUGCCAAAAAUGUAUAAAAAGAAUGAAGACCGGGUAAAGAAAAAGAAAAAACCCUAUUGAUAAAGAUGUCCUUUACAAGAUGUUGUAAACAAGUUUGGUGUUGGUUGUAGGAAUAUUGGGUGAGUUUGCAAUAAUGUGUAAUUAAAUGUGUAAACAAUGUACCUGUAAAUGCCAGAAAAACAAUAGCUGCUAAAUGUAUGAAGUGUAAAAACCACGCUUCUCCAGAUGUGUUGCUUUCAAAUGUUCCUUUGUUGACAACAUUCUCUUGCUUCUUAAGCUAAAUAAACACAUUUUAAACCUUGA